Triticum dicoccoides is the source of this 1370-nucleotide messenger RNA. RefSeq lists its product as uncharacterized. The coding region runs from base 247 to 1098 and encodes 283 amino acids. Gene Ontology annotation, molecular function: ubiquitin binding. The record is from RefSeq and is a predicted model, not a curated record. NCBI's taxonomy places the organism in Eukaryota, Viridiplantae, Streptophyta, Magnoliopsida, Poales, Poaceae. The transcript is spliced from 5 exons.
CCUCGCCUCGCCAUUCCCCCCCACCCAUCCGUCCGCCACCACCGAACCCAUCCACCCGUCCGCCGUCGCGAUCCAUCCGGCCCGACCAGACCCACAAGCCGGGCCAGGCGGCGGGCGACGACCGGGGAGGAGGAGGCGGCGGAUCGGGGGACGGACGGGCGGAUGGGCGGCGGGCAGUAGGACGGCGGCGGGACGCGGCUGGAGCGGCGGGAGGAGGGCGAGGGCGGCGGCGGCGGCGGCACCACCAUGUCUGCGGUAGUCUGCGGCAAGAGGUCCUCCUCCAUCUUCGCGGACGACCUGCUGCUCCAACAGGCCUCCUCCUCCUCCCCUCCCUCCCCCCGCCACAGCCCCGCGCCCAAGCGCUCCCGCUACGCGCACCACCACCUCCGCCGGGACGGCCGGGACGCGCUCCUCAACCACCUCCGGGCCGCCUUCCCCGCCAUGGAUCCCCAGUUGCUUGAGAGGGCCCUUGAAGCGUCUGGAGAUGAUUUGGAUUAUGCAAUAAAGAGUCUGAAGGAGCUGCACCUCAUGGAGUCAAAUCAGGCUAACCUGUCGGCCGCUGGUUCCGCAUUUGAAAACGGGCCGACUGCAGUCCAACCAUCUGUUGAAGGCAUUGUUACCAGCGCCGGUGUGGACACAGCUACUGAACACCAACCUGCCGCAGCUAGCCAACAGCCAAGCAAUAGUGGCCCUGAAUGGGUUGAUCUUUUUGUGAGGGAGAUGUCAAAUGCUUCUGACAUGGACGAUGCGCGGGCUCGUGCGUCAAGAGCUCUGGAAGCCUUGACGAAGUCCAUCCUGGAGGGUGCAGGAGCUGAAGCAGCGCAGAGCUUGCAUCAGGAAAACAUGAUGCUCAAGGAGCAGAUGACGGCCGUCCUGUCGCAGAACGCGGUCUUGAAGCGCGCGGUGGCGAUCCAGCACGAGCGGCAGAAGGAGUUUGAUGAGCGGAGCCACGAGGUGCAGGGCCUGAAGCAGCUCGUCCUGCAGUACCAGGAGCAGCUGAGGACUCUCGAGAUCAACAACUACGCGCUGCAGAUGCAUCUGAAGCAGGCCCAGCAGAGCAGCUCCAUGCCCGGGCGCUACAACCCGGACGUCUUCUAGCUUGUCUCCAGGGUGAUGAUGAUGAGCCCUGGCCCUUGGGGACUGAGAGUGGUGCUCUGCCGUAUGAUGAUGAUGAAGGUGACUAGAAAAAAUGUUGUUGUCUGGGAUUUGUUGGGUGGAUGUUGGUUUGCUGACCACCCGUUGCAGUUGGCCCGUGGGAUGGGGCGCAAGGCUCCCAUGAUAGAUCAUGUGUUGUUGGUUCAAACGUGUUGCGUUUAAACAAAACGAUUUUCGUAUUUAAUAUAUAUACAAAACAAUCCCGAUUCUUUGCA